Medioppia subpectinata is the source of this 723-nucleotide messenger RNA. The record is from the annotation of a GenBank genome assembly. NCBI's taxonomy places the organism in Eukaryota, Metazoa, Arthropoda, Arachnida, Sarcoptiformes, Oppiidae.
UAUUGUCCAUACAAUAGCGCUGAUGGUAACUAUGAGGUGACAAUAAUGACAAAAGCCAUAAUUCACGACUCCGGAAAAGUGGAGUGGAAUCCGCCGGCAAUUUAUAAGAGUUCCUGUAAUAUAGAUAUAAACUAUUUCCCAUUUGAUCAGCAGGAAUGUUUCAUGAAAUUCGGGAGUUGGACAUACGAUGGAAAUCAGGUGGAUUUGAAACACUUGUACGAUCCGAUUGGAGAACCCGAUAAAGAGUCUGUUGUCGACUAUGGCAUUGAUUUAUCGGAAUUCUAUAUUAACGUUGAAUGGGAUAUAAUGACAGUCCCGGCGAUGAAGAGAAUCAAGUAUUAUAGCUGUUGUCCCGAACCUUAUAUUGACGUUACAUUCAAUGUAACGCUUCGGCGGAAGACAUUGUUUUAUACGGUAAAUCUCAUCAUUCCUUGUGUCGGUAUUUCCUGUCUAUCAGUUCUGGUGUUUUAUUUGCCAUCAGAUUCUGGCGAAAAGUUCUGGUGUUUUAUUUGCCAUCAGAUUCUGGCGAAAAGUAAUCGUAACGAUACUUGUAUUAAAUAUCCACUUCCGGUCUCCAUCGACGCACAGAAUGGCGCCGUGGGUUCGGAGGACUUUCAUAAGAAUCCUCCCGAAGUUGCUUUUGAUGAGACCUCCGCAAUACAAACUCGAAAACAUCGAUUCGGACACUAAGCCAACCAAUGGAAAGGCGGCCACAGAUAUGGC